Messenger RNA from Nelumbo nucifera (sacred lotus), 1485 nucleotides. The record is from RefSeq and is a predicted model, not a curated record. NCBI's taxonomy places the organism in Eukaryota, Viridiplantae, Streptophyta, Magnoliopsida, Proteales, Nelumbonaceae.
AUGGUAGCACCAGAUUGGACCCUCCCAUUUGAAUUAAUGUGUGAUGCGAGUGAUUCUGCUAUAGGAGCUGCUUUAGGACAAAGAAUGAACAAACAUUUUCAGCCAAUUUACUAUGCUAGCAAAACCUUGACUAGACCCCAACUCAAUUACACCACCACAGAAAAGGAGCUGCUAGCAGUAAUAUUUGCACUUGACAAGUUUUGUUCAUAUCUGAUAUUUUCCGAGGUUGUUGUCUACACAGAUCACUCGGCAUUAAGGCACUUGCUUACCAAGCAAAACUCAAAACCAAGACUGAUCAGGUGGRUCCUUUUAUUGCAAGAGUUUGACAUUGAUAUUAGAGACAUGAAGGGUGCUGCAAACCUAGCUGCUGACCAUCUCUCCCGGUUGGACAAGGUAAGCUCAAAAGAGGAGAUAACCAGCAACAUUCGAGAAGAAUUUCCGGAUGAGCAGCUGUACUCAAUACAGAAAUACUCAUAUCCUUGGUAUGCUGAUUUUGCUAAUUAUCUAGCUGCACAAGUCCUUCCUCCUAACCUUUCAUAUCAACAGAAAAAGAAAUUCCUUUCUGAUGCCACAGGGGCUAAAAGGCAGUUGCAAUUGAAUGAAUUGGAUGAAUUCAGACUUACUGCCUAUGAGAAUGCCAAAGUUUAUAAAGAAAGAACCAAAAACUGGCAUGAUAAGAACUUGAUGAGAUGGGACUUUUAUGUAGGCCAACAGAUAUCUGGAACCACUUUCUCCGGCCCCAUACCAGGAUUCCUCGGCCAACUAAACAAGCUCAAGAAUCUCGAUUUAUCCAGCAACCAGCUUUCUGGACCAAUCCCAGCUUCCCUUGGCAGGCUCGAAAACCUCAGGUACCUCAUUUUGUCCGACAAUCAGCUUUCUGGGUCGAUCCCAGGUAGCCUCCGCCAGCUUAAAAACCUUGACUUGUUAAAUUUGAGCGGCAACCAUCUUUCUGGACCCAUCCCAGCUUCCCUUUCAGAUCUCAAGAAACUAACUACUCUUGAUCUCUCGUCGAACAAACUCACCGGAAGCAUACCCGACUCAUUCGGAAGAUUUAAUUCUGACAAGAACGAGGAUUUCUCUCUCCUCCUAAAUGGCAACCAUCUACGCGGUGAAAUACCCAAAUCGUUAGGGAAGUUGCACUUCAGAGUGAUCGAUGUUUCGGAUAACAAGCUCACUGGGGACCCGUCGGUGUUAUUCAAGGAGAAUUCAACCUCUCGCGCGAUCAUGUUGUCCGAUAACCAUCUCGAGUUUGAUUUGUCGAAGGUGAGAUUUCCAAAAGAGCUGAACGUUUUGGAAAUGGCACACAACAGAAUCCGGGGGAAAAUUCCCAAGCAGAUCACCAAAUUGAAUGCUCUGAGAAAGCUGGAUUUGAGUUAUAAUCGACUGUGUGGAAAGAUUCCAUUUGGUGGGAAGAUGCAACAGUUCCCUGCUCAAUCGUUUGCCCAUAAUCUCUGCUUGUGUGGCCCACCUCUCUCCAAAUGCUAA